Molecule: messenger RNA, 1650 nt
Organism: Paraglomus brasilianum
Lineage: Eukaryota; Fungi; Glomeromycota; Glomeromycetes; Paraglomerales; Paraglomeraceae
Source: the annotation of a GenBank genome assembly
AUGGUAAAUACCGAGAAGACACCCCCUUCAGUCUGCGCUUCCCCACAUGCAGACUCACCUCACACUUUGGUUGCCUGCGAGACUCCAAUACCCAACAGCCCGACUGAAAAUUUUGAUCCAUGUGAUAUGACUCCUGAAACAACACUUGUCUCGGUCGACGCGUCAGGUAACGAACAAACAGAUCACAUGGAAGUAGACUAUUCAACCGACGCACGUAAUUCCACUCUCAUUUGUACAGAACCGUAUACUCCCAUGGCACUGCCAGCUACACCACAGACAGCGCCAAUAAUAUCAGGAGACACAACGCCUACUCCUUCUUCUCCGGUACUCAAUAUGUCUCUACCAAGUACUCCUUUAUCCGCAGCUCCAAGCGCUGGUUCAAGUGAAAUCGUGGUCGGUUCAAUCGUAUACGUUGACGUACAUAAAUCAAUGAGCGACAAGCGUGUAUAUAGACAGGCAGAAGUCUUAUCAAUACGCACGAAUGCAAAGACAGGAUUGGAGGAAUACUACGUCCACUUUAUAAACUUUAACAAACGCUUAGACGAAUGGAUUGACCCAGGCAGGAUCGAUCUUGCUCGAAUGAGUGAUAAUUCCAGCCCUAGGCGCAAGGCCAGGCUUGUUCUCAAGGGCUCAUCACAAGACUACGAUUCCCCCUCUCCCUUCAGCUCUCCCAUGACUGUAAACAGUGUCCAGUCGACACCUACUACUACAUUUUCCAAAGAGAAAGAAAUAGAAAAGUUACGCACAUCCGGAUCCAUGACAAAGUGUCACUCUGAAAUUGCACGCGUAAAGAAUCUCGAAAGAAUUCAUAUUGGAAAACAUGAUGUCGACACGUGGUAUUUUUCGCCGUUUCCACCCGAAUUUGCUAAUGCGUCGAUAGUAUACAUCUGCGAGUUUUGUCUGUAUCAUUUUAUGAGCGAACGACAGUUCAGGCGUCACUUGACAAAAUGCGAAGUAAUUCAUCCACCGGGUAACGAGAUCUACCGUGAUACUAAUCCGAACGUAUCAUUUUUCGAGAUUGACGGUGCACGCCAGAAAACAUAUUGUCGCAACCUAUGUCUCCUUUCCAAGCUCUUUCUCGAUCAUAAGACACUCUAUUACGACACCGAUCCGUUUCUAUUCUAUAUAAUGUGUCUCCGAGACGCGAAGGGAUGUCAUAUAAUUGGGUACUUUUCAAAAGAGAAAGACAGUACAGAAGGAUAUAAUCUUGCCUGUAUUCUUACUCUGCCACAAUAUCAACGUCGGGGAUAUGGAAAAUUAUUAAUUUCAUUUUCGUACGAGCUAUCUAAACGUGAGGGAAAGAUAGGAGCUCCAGAGAAGCCGCUUUCCGACUUGGGAUUAUUGUCAUAUCGUGCAUAUUGGACAGAAACGCUCGUAGAAGUGUUACUUGAAGCGAACCAGUCAAACGACGAAGUGUCAAUUGAAGAGUUAUCGAUAAGGACGAGUAUUAGUGUGCAAGAUAUAACGACAACGCUGCACUAUAUAGGUGCAAUUAAAACAUUGAAAGGUCAACCCGUGAUUAUGAUACCGUCGAGCGUACUCGAGGCGUAUUACAGGAAUAAAGAGAAAAAUCGAUCUAGUAUCAGGCCGGAAUUGUUGGCUGAGUGGAAACCACCAAAAUUUACGCCCAGUCAAUUGCGAUAUUACUAA